AAGAAAAGUAAGCAUCCCACAGCUGUUAUGACAUUCAGCUGUUUUUCUAUAAAGGAAUGCAUUGAAUUCACUACAAAUCUACUAACUGUUCCCCUAUGCCAGGCAAGAGACUGACUAUUUUUUUUUUUUUUUGGUUGGGCUUUUCUCUAACAGCUGGAGGUCUGCUAGGCAUUCAAGCAGUGGCUGUUGAGUAGGGCAGCUGUUUCAAUAUCUAAUUGCAUUUUAGCUUUAAUAACUCAAGGGGAAAGCGUUGCAUUGCCUACCAUGAGCUACUUCCUCUCCUACUGCAAAGCACACUGUACUGCAGUGCUCGCCCAGUACCAGACUCUGAGAUCAGAGGGCUUUCUGUGUGAUAUUUUGCUGAAAGUGAAAGAAAAUGAGUUUCCUGCACACAAGUCCCUCUUGGCAUGCUCCAGCGACUAUUUCCGAGCCAUGUUCAAAAGUUACACCCAAGAGUCUAAAGCCAGUGUAAUUCACCUGCAAGUUGUCUCACCCACCGGUCUCCAGCACAUCCUGGAUUUCAUUUACACUUCCUUGUUACCCCUUUCCUUUGAAAGCCUGGAGGAUACCUUGGAAGCUGCAAGCUACUUGCAAGUGACUGAUGCUAUUGGCUUGUGCAAUCAGUACUUAGUUAACAAUCUUGCCUUGGAAAACUGCUGCUUCUCUGCCAACGUGGCCAGGAAGUUCUACCUGCCGGAUGCCUUAGCAGCAACAGAAAAAUACAUUGUCAAUAAUCUCUGGAAGCUGCUGGACUUGGAUUUGACAGGACUGCUCGAGCUGAACUUCAGGUCUUUGCUAGCAGUGGUUGAAUCACCAGAUCUCCCCAUGGUGAAAGAAACGCGCCUGUUGAAUCUCGUGCUGCUGUGGCUGAAGCAGGAUAAACCCAGGCUGGCUCACGCUAGCAGCCUUUUAGAGCACAUAAGAUAUGGCCUCAUCCCGGUGGAAGAGCUGAGGAAAACCUACACACAGUCAGAAGUGCCCCUCUCCGCAGGUAUUAAGUGCUUGAUCAUUAAAGCAAUAAAUUACCAUACAUCUGUUUUCAAACAGCCUGUCCUGCAGGAUAAGUCCACCAUGCUGAGGAACCAGAAAACUCGGAUCAUUCUGCUGGGGGGAGGGACAGAAACCGAGGGGCUCGUCACCGACGUGGUGGCCUUUGACGUUUACAAUCACAAAUGGCGAGUUCUCACGCAGGUGCGGGACAGGGUGCAGAACCACAGCAUGUGCGUGGUGGGCAACUUCCUCUACGUCUUGGGCGGGGAAAUAGAAACCGGUGCCCCGGGUGAUGCUAAAACCGAAAAGAUCUUAGCGGUUACGAACAAGGUCCAUCGUUACGAUCCGAGAUUUAACACAUGGACCCAGAUCACAGGCAUGCUGGAAAAGAGAUGCCAGUUUUCUUGUUGUGUCCUAGGCAAGGAUAUUUUUGCCAUUGGCGGAAGGGGUGAGGAUGGGUCACUGCAUUCGUCUGUGGAAGUCUACAGCAUCAGCAGGGACAGAUGGACGAAGGCCAGGGAAUUGCCGUGCAAGAUACAUGGCCAUGCCAGUGCCAUUUGCAAGAAUAUUAUAUACAUCUCUGGCGGCAAGUACUCAGACCCAGCCAACACAAGCAAGGACGUAUAUUCCCUGAGCUCGCUUGAAGGGCAGUGGAUGAAACAAGCCCCCAUGAGCAUUGCUCGGUUUGGGCAUCAGAUGGCAACAAUUAGAGAAGCCAUAUUCACCUUUUUAGGAUUAUAUGAACCAUUCUCUGAGAUAGAAAGAUAUAACCCUGAUCAAAACCAAUGGACUCGGUUAAGACCACUGAUCUAUGAUCGAUUUUGCUAUGGCCUGGCAGUGGUAGAGGAAACGGCUCUUCUUAUCGGGGGAAAGAAAUGGCAAAACUCACGGGAAGUCCCCACACAAGACGUAGUUGGCUACGACAUCGACAACGACGGCUGGGAAGAGAUCUGCAAAGCCCCCUUGCCUUGGAGCGGGCUGCAGUGCGCAGUGCUGCAACUCUCUGAACUGGCCGAUGAGCAGGACAGCGACAGCCUGCAGAAGAGGCCACCGAACUGCUGAGCUCACGCGCUACGCAAUAGUCACCUUGAGAGAUGAGCCAGCAGGGUGGUCCUGGAGAAGAAGAAAAUUGCAACGGCACUGAACGUGACAGAGUGGAGGUUUUGCUUUGAUAAGCUAAAUGCUUGGUGGAAACAGGCAAGAAAGUCUGGCUCCAGCAUGGGAAAAGGUGUUAGGAUUUCUAGAGCUGGAAGCUGAUCUCACUGAGGAAGGAUGUAGCAAGUAGCACGUUUAGAGGCGAUGAGCGAGAAUCGUUAUCCUUGACUUUUGAAGAAUAAUACCUAGAUAGCAAUUAAUAGGUGUUGCAAGUCAGAUUUUUCAAAGGUUAAAAAAUAUAAUCCAUCUUUUCUGUUUUCUUAAUCAGAGGUAAUUUUCCCAGCUGGUAAGUGCUAUUGAAUUUUUAUGCUAUGGCUAAGCAAAAUGAAAGCGAGC
Grus americana (Whooping crane) is the source of this 2481-nucleotide messenger RNA. It is a transcript of the gene KLHL34, whose product is annotated as kelch like family member 34. Gene Ontology annotation, molecular function: protein binding. The transcript has a single exon. Lineage: Eukaryota; Metazoa; Chordata; Aves; Gruiformes; Gruidae. Bases 265 to 2052 code for a protein of 595 amino acids. The record is from RefSeq and is a predicted model, not a curated record.